This is a messenger RNA of Penicillium antarcticum, 1737 nucleotides long. RefSeq lists its product as uncharacterized. Lineage: Eukaryota; Fungi; Ascomycota; Eurotiomycetes; Eurotiales; Aspergillaceae. Gene Ontology annotation, cellular component: membrane. The transcript is spliced from 5 exons. The coding region runs from base 1 to 1737 and encodes 578 amino acids. The record is from RefSeq and is a predicted model, not a curated record. Gene Ontology annotation, biological process: arachidonate metabolic process.
AUGGCGUUUAGAAAGCGGAUCUGGCCUGGGAAAGAGAUACAAGAACACAACGGCUUAUCCAAGUGGUUCCAGGCUAUUGACCAAGACAGCGAUUUGAACGGCGCUUUGGCCCCGGUCUUUGCGAAGAUGUUUCUGGAAGAUGCAGAUCUCCUCCCGCACGGUUUCCUUCCCACAGAGCUCUUUGCUAGCAUAUACGGGCCCUUGUGCAGACAAGCAUGGCACCAUGCCGUUCGGGAUUGCGACUGGAUAACUCACAAGGGACUUGGAAGCUUUUUGGAUGCCGUAGUCUCGAGAAUGGGGCACCAGGUCCCAGAUCUCUGGCACAAUGCGCAGUUAGGGCUACAGAAAGUCAGAGGAAAGCCGUUGUGCUGCAUGUGUCCAUGGAACAUGCAGCCAUGGGCUGUUUUCCCCUGCGGUCACGGCAUAUGCGAGCGCGAUGCUUGGCGUUAUUCUGGGAUCCAGCCCAAUGAUGCUGAACAUCCGACUCUAUCCCAUUUUAAAGCCUGCCCGGCAUGCCAUGCGCCGGUGGACUUGAAGUUACGGCUUCGUCCGUUACAAGCCGGUUAUCGAGUCGCUACCUUCGAUGGAGGUGGGGUCUUAGGAAUAGUCUCGCUCAUUGCCCUACGAACUAUUACCGAGGGUCUUCCGAGGGCACUAUCCGCCCACCACUUUUUUGACCUGAUAGUCGGUACAAGUACAGUAAAAACGAAACAAGAUGUCGUGCGUGUAGCCAUCACGUCGGCAACUUUCGAUUCCCGACUAUGCUUGUUCCGUUCCUAUGGUGACGUACUUCGCGAGGCAGAACGCGGAAACUACAAACCAGAGAGCCUUUUCGAUCUUCCCCUGUGGCAAGCUAUUGCCACCAGCUGCGCUGCCCCCCUGGUCUUUGAGCCGGUAAAUGGACUUCAGGAUGGGGCAUUUGCUGCCAAUUGUCCCGCAUGGGUGGCAAUGAUGGAGGUGAACGAGCUUUCUAUGCUAGGCAGCCGUCUGCUAGACUUUUCAGUAAGCUUUGGGACUGGUCAAUUUCUGAGUCCAGACAGGAGCCGUUCUCGGAGCUGGUUGAAGCAUCUCGUUCCAGAAUGGGUCUCCAGGCUGGGUUGUGGUUUAGGCAGCGUCGUGGACGCCGACUCUAUGUACGGAAAGUUCUCUAGCGCCCUCAAUAGGGCCGAAAGAGAUGGUAAACAUUAUCGCGUGGAGCCUUCGUUUAGAACAGUGCCGAUUGCCCUCGAUGACCCGGCCUUCCUUACAGACCUCACCACGGAGACGGAACUUUACAUGAAAUCCCCAAAUGUCCAGCAAAGUACUCUUCACUUACAGCUGGCAAUGCUUGCGUCUUGCUUCUAUGCUGCUUUGCUGUCACCGCCAGCGUUUGACUCCAACGUGGGACAAUACUGCGCCCGCUUAGCAGUUCUGUCCCGAUGGCCUGAAGAUGGGGACAUACGUCAGUCACUCGGUGAGAAACUAGAACAUGCAUCUUUUAUUGUGGGUACCCUGGCGCGCCCUUACACGAUUCCUUUGUACUGCACGAUUUACCGGGGCCCCGCUGUCUCUGACGCAGCUGAUAUACCUGCAACAUCCGCCAUGCUGGUCUCACUUGGCUACACGCAAGCGGGGCGGCUCCCAUUUGGCCGAUGGUUGCAACAAACGUCGCUGUAUUGCCCAACAUGCAAGUGGCUGACGCGAAAUGGCUUUGGAACCGACUACCUGGUCACGGGAUGCCCAGCCAUGAAGGACUAA